AUGAUGAAAAUAGUAAUUUUUGCAUUUAUUUCGUGCGUUUUUGGCGCUUCGACAGUUUUUAAAGAGGAAUCUGAUUCAGAAAGUUUGCGAUAUUUUGAGUUUCCGGAAGGAGAACAGGCGCAGCAACAACAACAAGGAACGGAUUUUGGCACGAGUGACACAGGAGAUCCAACUUUUAGACAAGGAAUAACAAAUGGUACGGUGAUUAUUAUUCCAACUAUUAAUCCAUAUAUUGUCAACAAUAACGGAACAAAUUGCAAUUGUAUCCCAACUGGAUCAUCUUGUAGCGGAACUUCAUCCGGAUCAACUAAUUAUGGCGAUAACCAAUUGGAUGUCAGAAUUGUCAAUACCUUCGGCGGGAUUAAUACCGGAAGUGCACUAAGUGGUUCUGUUUCCAAUGCUAUCAAUACUGCUACUGGAUCGCAGUUUUCGUCAUGUUCAUCGAGUGUGCUUCAACUUUGUUGUCUCAGCGGCGGAUAUCAAUGCGGAAGACAAUAUCCAGCAGUUUCGGGGUCUCCAACGCCUCCUUCAGGCUCUGCUUACUUCGGGCAAUAUCCGUGGCAAGUUGUUCUUUUGACGACGGGCGAUGUUUAUGUUGGUUCGGGAGUUUUGAUUGAUAAUUACAACGUUUUGACUGUUGCUCAUAGGAUUUCUGGAUACACAGGAGGUCGUUUUCUGAAAGUUCGUUUAGGCGAAUGGGAUGCCGCAAGCACUCGAGAACCAAUUCCCGCGCAAGAAUUUACUGUCAGCCGAAUUUUCAUUCAUCCCAAUUACGUUGCUUCAAAUUUGCGAAACGACAUUGCCGUUUUACGCCUUUCAACGAGAGUCAAUUUGGGUCAAACGCCAACAAUUACAACUGCUUGCAUGACGAGUUCUUUAGUUUCGAGUGGUCGUUGUUACGUUUCCGGAUGGGGUCGAAAUGCCUUCAAUAAUGGUCAAUAUCAAAGUGUUCAGAAACAAACUGACGUUCCGAUCAUCGAUCAAUCGACUUGCCAAUCGCAACUGAGAAACACGAGACUCGGCUCCGGAUUCACUUUGGACACAACGAGCUUCAUUUGUGCUGGCGGCGAAGCGGGAAAAGAUGCUUGCACGGGAGAUGGAGGCGCGCCGCUCGUUUGUAACAUUAACGGGCAGUUUUACGUUGUCGGGCUCGUGGCAUGGGGAAUUGGAUGCGGAACGUCAACUGUGCCGGGAGUUUAUGUGAAUGUCGCGUCGUACAUUCAGUGGAUUCAAAGUACGCUGUUUCAGUGA
Molecule: messenger RNA, 1251 nt
Organism: Culicoides brevitarsis
Lineage: Eukaryota; Metazoa; Arthropoda; Insecta; Diptera; Ceratopogonidae
Product: phenoloxidase-activating factor 2-like
Exons: 4
Coding region: 1-1251 (416 amino acids)
Biological process (GO): proteolysis
Molecular function (GO): serine-type endopeptidase activity
Source: RefSeq, a predicted model, not a curated record